Dromaius novaehollandiae (emu) is the source of this 3067-nucleotide messenger RNA. It is a transcript of the gene STX6, whose product is annotated as syntaxin 6. Gene Ontology annotation, biological process: intracellular protein transport; Golgi vesicle transport; vesicle fusion. The transcript has 8 exons. The record is from RefSeq and is a predicted model, not a curated record. NCBI's taxonomy places the organism in Eukaryota, Metazoa, Chordata, Aves, Casuariiformes, Dromaiidae. Gene Ontology annotation, cellular component: SNARE complex; synaptic vesicle membrane; endomembrane system. Gene Ontology annotation, molecular function: SNARE binding; SNAP receptor activity. The coding region runs from base 96 to 860 and encodes 254 amino acids.
GCGCAGGCGCGCGGCCCGUGACGGCACGGGGGGCGGGGCGGGGGCGCGCGGGGCGCCGGGGCUCAGUCGGCGGCAGCGAGCGGGGCGGCGCCGCCAUGUCCAUGGAGGACCCCUUCUUCGUGGUGAAGGGGGAGGUGCAGAAAGCAGUGAAUACUGCCCAGGGGCUCUUCCAGAGGUGGACGGAGCUCUUGCAAGAUCCCUCUAUAGCCACAAGAGAAGAAAUCGACUGGACCACUAAUGAGCUCAGGAACAAUUUGCGGAGCAUUGAGUGGGACUUGGAAGACCUGGAUGAAACGAUUAGCAUUGUUGAGGCAAACCCUCGGAAAUUCAACCUCGAUGCAACGGAGUUGGGUAUACGGAAAGCCUUCAUCACAAGCACGCGGCAGGUGGUCAGGGAAAUGAAGGAUCAGAUGUCAAACUCUUCCAUGCAGGCACUGGCUGAAAGAAAAAACAGGCAGGCACUCCUGGGAGAAAGCGGGAGUCAGAGUUGGAGCUCUGGACCCGACAAAUACAGCCGUCUGGAUCGGGAGCUGCAAUUGGCAAAUUCACACUUCAUUGAGGAGCAACAAGCUCAACAACAGCUGAUUGUCGAGCAGCAAGAUGAGCAGUUGGAGCUGGUCUCUGGCAGCAUCGGGGUGCUGAAGAACAUGUCCCAGCGCAUUGGCGGGGAGCUGGAGGAACAGGCAGUGAUGCUGGACGACUUCUCUCAUGAAUUAGACAGCACUCAGUCACGGCUUGACAACGUCAUGAAGAAGCUUGCAAAAGUGUCUCACAUGACUAGUGAUCGACGGCAGUGGUGUGCAAUUAUCAUCCUCUUUGUUAUCUUGCUGGUGGUGCUCAUCCUGUUUUUUGUCCUGUGAUGGACUGAACUUCCUUGGACGCCCCCCUUCCUGUCCCCCCGCCCCCUUAAAACGGGGAAAUGAAACUGUUACUGUUUCCGUCCGCCCUCAGAGAUCCCUGCAGAGAAAACCUGCACCCAGCUCUUACCGUUCUCCUCCGAGGACCUAACGCCUGUGGCUUGGCUCCGCCGUGGUCUGACUGUCUCGUCACCUGGCCCUGGGGAGGGGGGAUGGAGGCUUCGAGUGGUUUGUGGCUCCUCUGUGCCAGGGCUGUGCCGCUCUGGGCAGCGGGCUGCCUCCUCUCCCGGUGCGGCAAGGAGGGCACUAGAUCUGCACCUAGGCAGCUGGAAAGGACUUCACCACUGUGUUUCCACCUCUGCAGGUAUGAGCCGGUUGCAGCCUGGAAGCGGCCCCAAGCCGCCCAGGGUCAGUCGCAGGAACAGAGCAGCAAUUCCUUGCGGGGGGGGGAGGGAGGAGGGGGUUACUUCACUGAGCAUUAGGAGCAGCAUCGCCAGCUGGCUGCGUCGCACUCGUACCCUCGCGGGUGGUCGCAGGAGGCAGGGGGGCCCCGGAGCACUGCCUCUCCCGGCUGCUGUUUUUGUUUCUACUCGGGCCACCUUCGCUGGGCAGCUGGGCCCAGGGCCCCCUCACCGCGGCGAGCGUUUCAUGCGCGCCAAGCCGCGGCGGGCGCCUGCUGACCAAAAGCGUUAGUCAGGAGAGCGCCGGCUCUCGGCUGCUGACGGAGACCAGUGUGAAUGUGCACCUGCGUGUCCGAGGCGAGGCCAGGGCAUGCGGGCCGGGCUGCGGCUGCCCGCGCGCUGGAUCACCUUCCUCUCCGUGGCGGGGUCUGACCCCGCGCGGCGACGCGGAAUUCGCUCUAAAAUACUACAGUGAAUCUGGAGCAAAACAUAAACAUCCAAGACCCCUGGGCUGCAACAUACACUGCAUGUAGGUGAACCGCAGGGUAUACUGUCCUGCCGUUGGUGAGACAGUUGUCACGAGAAACUCCAGAGCUUUAAACCUGCGUUAAUGCACUGCAAGCUGGAAGGUGGCAGACAAACAUUAGCCUGAGGGUAAAUUUCGUAAAGCUUUUAAAAGCCUCCUUCAUUAUACAAGCCUCUGAAGCUCAUUGACUGAUGCUUUCCUUGCCCUUGUAUGACUGAAUAACUGCUUCUGUUUAACAGCUGCUUCCCUUUGGCAAGUGAUUUGUCAGUUCUAAAAUAAGUUAUUUUUUUUUUUAAAGGAAAAGAAUGUUUAAGAUUUUUUUUGAUGACCGUUAGAGCCAUGUUCUCUCUGUGGAUGCAAGAUGUGCAUUUUCAGAGGAAUAGGGCUUAAUUAUGUAUUUUGACUGCAUAUGAACAUGUAAAUAGAAUGUCUUAACUUUUCCCAACCAACAUUUUUUGGAAACUUUCUUUGUAGGAAACCAAAAGGCAUGAAAUUCAAAGCCAGGUCACUUCUCUGUGUUACUGCCCAGUCCUUUUGUUACCUUUGACUUGUCCCAGAAGUGUUGGUUAGGUCUAGUUUUCUUGCUCUUACCAUGAAUUAGGAGUUACAGCCAAUUAGUUGAAACCAAAAUGUGGUCUAGAAAGCUCACCCUGGCAGUAUUACUGGGAGAAAUGCAAGUAGGGGGUUUGUGCUGCAAUAAUUGCUUGCAGAAAUAUGGGGUGACUCUUGAUUUAAAACAAACCAAAACAAAACAACAAAAAACAACUUAUUAAAAUCUGUUCCCUUAUUUAAGUUUCUUUAGGGAAAGAAACAGAGUCAGGACGAGCUGACUUACACUGCCCAUCUGUGUCUCAGAUGGGGCUGGGGGAGGAAGUUAGUUCGUGCUGACGCUGAGACCUCUGCAAAAACUGCAAACUACCCCUGAAAACCAUCUGCCCUGGGAGUGAAAUUCACUGUCUAGGUGACUUCAGUCACCUGGAUUUUUAGGCCAUGCUUAACAUUCCUCUACGCACUGGUGUUUGUGGCUCCGUUGAAGCUGCAGCAUGAUUUACUGUUCGCGUGGUGAUGCGCUGAAGGUAGGCAGCAUCGUGCCUUUCACCGCGAGGUGCGGGAAGAAACCAUAUCACGCUGCCCCGCUGAGUCGGGGUGGAAGCUGUUGUGAUUAACGCACACGUGUCCUUAACACUAACAUGCAAAAAUUAUUUUGGCGAUUGCUCUUAAUUAUUGCAGAGCAUCUUGUUUCUCUCGGUUACAUUGUAUUAAAUACAUGCUGUCUCCGAUAA